GCCAAAAGCUCUAACGUUACAAACUUUUGUGCUAUUAGAGAUCACUGCGUGUGUGUAAGCUUUUUGCCUUUUUGUUAUAUUGAGAAAGUGAAACGUGGAUUCCCCUUAUAUGGUAACUGUGCCUUUGACGAAUACAAAGAGAUAAAGGAAUCAGCGAAUAGGAAAAUCUGCAUUGAUACUAUGGCAAGUGAUGAUGAUAUAUAUACACAAGAUGGGACCAUUACCAUCUCCAGAAAACCUGCCAACAAGAAAAAAACUGGAAAUUGGAAAGCUUGCUCUUUUAUUCUUGGGAAUGAAUGUUGUGAAAGAUUGGCAUACUAUGGUAUGAGUACAAACCUGGUGAACUAUCUUCAGGAACGUUUCAACCAGGGAAAUGCAACUGCUGCAAAUAAUGUCACAACUUGGUCAGGCACAUGCUACAUCACACCAUUGCUUGGAGCCUUUUUAGCUGAUUCAUACUUGGGAAGAUACUGGACAAUUGCCAGUUUCUCAACUAUCUAUGUCAUUGGAAUGAUACUUUUAACACUGUCUGCUACUGUCCCUGGACUAAAGCCUUCAUGUGAUGCUAAUGGUUGCCAUCCAACAUCGGCACAAACCGCGGCUUGCUUCAUAGCACUCUACUUGAUUGCUCUUGGAACUGGUGGCAUCAAACCAUGUGUCUCAGCUUUUGGUGCAGACCAAUUUGAUGAAGCGGAUGAGAAAGAGAGAAUGAGGAAGGGCUCUUUCUUCAACUGGUUUUACUUCUCUAUUAAUAUUGGUGCUCUUAUAGCUUCCUCAGUAUUAGUUUGGAUACAAAUGAAUGUGGGUUGGGGAUGGGGUUUUGGAGUUCCUGCUGUUGCAAUGGUGGUUGCAAUUAUAUUUUUCUUUGGUGGGAGUAAGCUCUACAGACUUCAAAUACCUGGAGGCAGUCCCCUUACAAGGAUUUGUCAAGUCAUAGUUGCAGCCUCUAGGAAAAUCAGACAUAAAUUGCCUGAUGAUAACUCUCUUCUUCAUGAGACUGUAGAUGUAGAAUCUGUCAUCAAAGGGAGCCGCAAGCUUGAUCACACAACCCACUUCAAGUGUUUGGAUAAGGCAGCAGUAGAGACCCAAUCAGACCACAUGAAAGGUUUGCCAAGUCCUUGGAGGCUUUGCACAGUAACACAAGUUGAGGAACUCAAAUCAAUAAUCUGUUUGCUCCCAGUUUGGGCAUCAUUGAUUGCCUUUGCAACUGUAUACAGCCAAAUGAACACCAUGUUUGUUUUACAAGGCAACACAAUGGACCAACAUAUUGGUCCUCACUUCAAGAUCCCAUCAGCAUCCCUCUCCCUUUUCGACACUCUUAGUGUCAUCUUUUGGGCUCCAGUGUAUGACCGUAUCAUUGUUCCAUUUGUAAGGAGGUUCACUGGCCAUGAACAAGGAUUCACACAACUCCAAAGAAUGGGAAUUGGCCUUGUCAUUUCCACUUUUGCCAUGAUUAUUGCUGGCAUUUUGGAGGUUGUUCGCCUUGACAUAGUGAGGAAAAACAUCUACUAUGACCUUGAGACCAUUCCCAUGUCAAUUUUCUGGCAAGUACCCCAAUAUUUUCUUGUUGGAUGUGCUGAAGUUUUCACCAAUAUUGGUCAGCUAGAGUUCUUUUAUGGUCAGGCACCAGAUGCUAUGAGAAGCUUGGGUGUGGCUCUCGCACUCACAACUAAUGCCUUGGGAAAUUACAUUAGCACUCUGCUUGUCACUAUUGUGACAAAAGUCACCACAAGGCAUGGGAGGCUUGGUUGGAUUCCCGACAAUCUUAAUAGAGGCCAUCUUGACUACUUUUACUGGUUUUUGUCCAUUCUCAGCUUUCUCAACUUCCUUGUAUAUCUCUGGGUUGCAAAGAGGUACAGGUACAAGAAGGUGGCUGCAAAUACUCAUUGAAACAAUACAAGAGCUUGAGGUUGGAUUGGACAACUCUAUUUGCUGAGAUUAUUUCUAGUGGUUUUAUCUUGGCAUUUUACAUCAAUUUCUCUUAAAAAGUUAUAUUUGUAUAGGUGUUAUUUGGAGUGUUUUACCUUAAAAGUUCGGUUAAUUUUGCGGAUUUUCUUUUAGAACUCUCAGCUUCGUAUUUGAGAUUUGAGCCAAAAUAUCUUGGUCUCUAGGUACACAAUAUUUAACGGUGACUUUACCUAAAGCAAGAUAGCAUCCUGUUAAGUAUACAUGUAAUCUAGAUUCUCAAAAAUAUCUUUUGGGCUCAUCCAUGAUGAUUUUAAAGCAAAAAAGCUAAUUUGCCUU
Molecule: messenger RNA, 2244 nt
Organism: Abrus precatorius (Indian licorice)
Lineage: Eukaryota; Viridiplantae; Streptophyta; Magnoliopsida; Fabales; Fabaceae
Product: protein NRT1/ PTR FAMILY 8.1-like
Exons: 5
Coding region: 181-1890 (569 amino acids)
Biological process (GO): oligopeptide transport; transmembrane transport
Cellular component (GO): membrane
Molecular function (GO): tripeptide transmembrane transporter activity
Source: RefSeq, a predicted model, not a curated record